UUUAUUUUUUUGAUAUUGAUAUGUGAUUUAAGAUUUUAUGAGAUAAUUUAAUAUAAUUAUUAUAAUUGAGAUUUUAAGAGUCCUCUAUUCAGACUGGAUAUAAAAAAUGGAUAUAGAACCAGAACCCGAAAUAAUAGGAACAAGUGAAACAGAAACAGUAGCUUUUCAGUACCAAGGACAACUGUACUAUAGAACUUCGAAGAUGAUUUCAAAGGGAGAAGAAUUAUUGGUAGACUAUGGACUAAGUUACAUGAAACAGUUACGUAGCAAUCCUAAAAAAUAUUUUGAACCUCCAGAGAAAAAAUCUCAACCUAUAUUUUUUACAUGCCAAUAUUGUCAUAUAGGGAAAAGUGUCGGCGAAGAAGACAAUAAAACAUGUGAUCAAAUCGCUUUUAAUAAAAACAAUGAACACUCAAAAAUAAAGGCCAUUUUUAUGAAGAACAGCAAGGAGAAUGAAGAAUCGAAGACAACGAAGGAGAAUAAUAAAAAAAGCUUAAAAUAUUUAUGUUCAAUAUGCAAAAAAUUCUUUUCUGAGACAAUCUUUGGAUAACCAUUAUUUGCUACAUCCAGAUAAAACAGUUGAAAUACUUUCAAAAAUACAUUGUUGUCAAAUUUGCUCGUUCAAAACUACAAUAAUAUCUAAUUUAAAUACUCCUAACUGUACAGUAGGUGAUGAUCGACCAAAGUAUGGUUGUUAUCAUUGUAAAUAUAAAUCCCAUUUAGUUACACAUUUAAGACUUCAUAUUGGUGGAAAACCUUUUUAUUGUUUGGAAUGCAAUAAACCGUUUAAUAGCAACAUGAUAACGCAUUAUUGUUGAAGUCAGUAACAUCAAAAAUUCGGUUGUGUUCUUUUUGUAAUAACAGAACCUCAAGUAAAUCGGAUUAUGACAGGCAUCUGGUAAUCAGUAGCGGCGGAUCUAGGGGUAGGGCACCCCCCCCCCCCCCCAGACGGAUCAAAAAUACACAAGAUUGAAUACACUUUUAUUGGGGUGUAUUCCAGACUCCUUCAGUUUGUACCCUAUGUGCCCCCCCCCCUAAUCGAUUUUCUGGAUCCGCCCCUGCUGGUAACCCAUUCUCAAGAAACUCCUCAUGUUUGUUCCGAAUGUAAAAAAGGAUUUAAACGAAAGAUACUAUUACAAUCACAUAUUUUAAGUCAUCAUUCAAGUAACGAAUCAUUAAUGAAGAUGAUUACAUAUAAAAUUCACAAUGUGAAAUAUGCAACUACAGAAGUUUAUUCAUAACUACUUUUAAAUACCAUUUAGAAACUCUUUAAAAAAAAUUUUAAAUUAUUACUUAUAUCAUAUUUAUAGUAAACGUGACGAUCGAACAAAGUACAGCCCCCGGAUGCAUCUAAACAUUCCGUAUAUGUAUUUGGCACCUAGGAGUUUUCUAUUGGUUCUUUGCAGCACGCGGUCAUGUUUUAACCAAUACGCGGCGAGGUGCCAAAUACAUAUACGGAAUGUUUAGAUGCCUCCCGGAACCUUGGCCGAUGACAGACGCUCUCGUCGGUCUAAGUAAUUACUUAAUAGUAAUUGAAUAGUCAUUUCGUUAAUGCUUUAUUUAAUUACUAUUAAGUAAAUACCUAAAUACGAGGAAGUAAAAGCAAAUACUUAUUUUUAUUCAAUAGACCCAAUGAAGGUAAAAUAGAGCGUUAUUAUAUAAUUUUGUGAAAUAGUGAGCUUGUUUGCAUCAUUGCAUUAAAUUUUCUAUAUAGGUUCUACUUGAAUCGGUGUAAACAAAAACAUUCUAAGUCAUGAAAAUCAUUUUUUGCGAAUAACUGGAAAAACACUGUAUAAAUCUGUAUUAAUCCUUUAAAUAAAUACCAAAAAAAUUGUGUGUGGCGUUUUUAUCUGUGAUGGUUGAUGCUUUUUAUUAGAAAAUAAUAUUUAUACAGUGCUCUUCGGAUAAAACUAUCCACCUAACUAUUGAACCACUGAUUUUUAGGAAAAGUGCAACAACACAUCAAGUAAUAAUUAAAGGGGGAGACAUUAUGCCAUAUUUAAGUUUGCUGGGAAACGCGCCGUCUCGGCCCCCGUAUCCUCCCUUAAAUUUUUUUUAAAUUCUACCUUUGAUAUUUGGAUUCUCCUCUUUUUACUGAUUUCAAAAAUGUAUAAUACAUACUUACUUUCCGUGUCCGGAACACCAACAACUUUAAAUUCUGUAUUUCCAAUGGUUGGCCACAUAGAUGGCCCUCUCAUUUGCUAUAAUUAAGUCUUCUUCUGUGCAGAUCUCUCCCAUCUCUGCAUGAUAGUAGAUGCCGGCUGGUCUGAACCGCGCCACAGUCGCAGGUAUCGUCCUCUUGGUAUCCUUAUUUUUUCAAGUUACUAGCACAACGUGAAACACCGGUUCUUAAUCUGUUUAGCGCUUUCCAAGUCGGAUACGGUAAAUUAUGUCCAGCAGCCAUUUCCUCUGAGGGAAGAAAAUGUAUCGCGGUAGGUGACGCUUGCCAUAGGUGUAUUCGGCGCGUCACUGGCGCUUCGGGGAUGGAUCUUGAUGUUUUCAGGAAGCUUUUCCGAGAUCUUAGUCUGCUUUGCUGCGUUUGGUGGUCAUAUAAGGGGUGUCUUCGGUCCGUCUCCUGCUUUUUUCGUUCUACCUCUGACGUGACCUUCCUCCUAAUAUGUGGUGGAGCAAUUCCAGCUAUGGGGUAUACCUCUUCGGUAGGUGUCGGUUUCAGGCAACCCGAUAUACGAACCGUUUCAUUUAGAGCCAAGUCGACGUUCUUUGCGUGAGCAGAGUUUGCCCAUACUGGUGCUCCAAACUCCGCGGCCGAAAAACAUUGCCAAGGCAGAAGUGCGGAGAGUGUGUGGUUGUGCUCCCCAUUUUGUAUUAGUUAGCUUGUGGAUGAUAUUAUUUCUGGCACUUACUUUCUUCUUGACAGUGGUAUCGGUAAGACAGAGUUCUAUCCAGACGGACGCCAAGGUAUUUUGGCGUCUCGUGUUCCAGCAUCUGACCCCGCCAUUCUACCUCCAGUGGCCUUCGGGCAUGCUUGUUUCUCAGGUGGAAAGCACAUACCUGGGUUUUUGUGGGAUUGGGUUUCAGAUGGUUUUUAUCGUAGUACAGAGCUAAGUCUCCCGGGGCAUCUGUCAAUUUCACUUCGACUUCAUUGAAGGUUCUUCCCUGAGCUACCACAGCUGUAUCAUCAGCGUAAAUAAAUUGCCUUGUUUGUUGGUGUAUGUAUUGUAUAGUAUCGGCGCGAGGACACUUCCCUGUGGUAGCCCAUUUUUUUGGUCCCUCCACCGCUUGGACUGGAGCGUUACGUAGAAGCGUCUGUUCUGGAGGAGACAUCUCACUAACCUUGUUGGUCGGAAAUCCUUUGUAAUUUCAUAGAGUUUUGCGAGUAGCUGUUGAUGGUUAACUGUGUCAUAGGCGGCAGUUAGGUCUAUGAACGCUACUCCUGUUAUUUCCUUCCGUUUCAAAACCAUCUUCAAUAUGUUGGGUGAGAUUAAGAAUUUGACUGCAGCAGCACUUUCCGGGUCUGAAUCGUGCUUGUUCUGGAAUAAUUUUAGUCUCCACAUAUUCUGCGAUCCGGUUCAGUAUCAUUCUUUGAAAGGUGGCACAAGAGAGACACAGGUCUAAAACUCUUUGUAUCCGCCGGAUCCUUCCCUGGUUUUAAGAGGGCUGGCAUUCUUUCAGAUUUUGGGGGUUUGUAAUGUACGGAUGCAGCAAUUCAUCAUUUUUACGAGCCACUCUAUGGUUUUUAGUCCAAAGUUCUUUAUUUGUUCUGUUCGCAUGUCGUCCAGGCCAGAAGCUUGAUUAUCUUUCAUUUGGUGGAUCGCGCCUCUCAUCUCCUCUAGACAAAAAGAGGUACCUAGAACAUCUCUUUCUUCGUCGAUAUUCCGUUGAGCUCUCACCUUGUUCUUUCUUGAUGUCGUCUUACCGUUCAUUAGAAGACGAUGAGCUAUCUGAUCGGGUGUGACUUCUGUCAUGUUGAGUGCCGGAGCAGCGGGAUCGUUGCCAAGAUUCCGAAUCAGCUUCCAGGCACGUCUGCUGUUUUGUUUCAUGUCCAGACUCGUGACCAGCUUGCACCACCUUUCCGUUCUGUUAGCGGAUAUCGCAUGUAACAUUUCCUCCCCAGCCUGUAUUGUCGCUUCCGAGAAAGGGUCUUCUUCAUAUAGUCGUAUCUUUUAAGUAGGGGUUUAGAUUCUUCAUAUAUAAUACAUGAUGCUUAUAGUGAUUAGUUUUUAGUUUAUGAGAAAAAUAAAUACAAAAGCAAGAAAACUGGAUCGAAAAAAAAAAUAUUUUUUAACAGUUAUUUUAACAUUUAGAAUGAACAUUUCACUACCAAAAAUUUUUACAAUAAAACUGUUAAAAAUGACUGCUAUUUACCUCUAGACGAUAGUAUACAUAUUGCUAAUAAAUGGCACUCAUUUUGAACAAUAAAGUAUUGUAUAAAUUUUUGGUAGUGAAAUGUUUGUAAUAAAAUAUUAAUUAAAAAAAUAAUUUUUUAAUAGUUUCCUUGCUUUUGUAUUUUUUUUUCUCAUAAACUAAUCACUAUAAGCAUCAUGUGUUAUUCAUUUUUGAAAUCAGUACGACGAGAAUCCAAAUAUCAAAUAAAAAAAGGUGGUAGUAAUUUAAAAAAAAAAUUAAGGGAUGGUACGGGGGUGAGAGGGUGCCUUUUCCAGCAAGCUUAAAUACGGGAUAAUGUCUCCCCCUUCAAAUAUUAUUUGACGUGUUUUUGCGCUUUUCCUAAAAAUCAGUCGUUCAAAAGUUAUUUAAGGUGGAUAGUUGUAUCUUAAAAGCACUGUAUGUGUACACAUGUUAUGUAUAUAUAUGAUUUAUAAUAUUCUCUAUCGCAAUGUCAAAAA
Diabrotica virgifera virgifera (western corn rootworm) is the source of this 4805-nucleotide messenger RNA. RefSeq lists its product as uncharacterized. The transcript is spliced from 3 exons. Bases 107 to 550 code for a protein of 147 amino acids. Lineage: Eukaryota; Metazoa; Arthropoda; Insecta; Coleoptera; Chrysomelidae. The record is from RefSeq and is a predicted model, not a curated record.